Molecule: messenger RNA, 1829 nt
Organism: Cynoglossus semilaevis (tongue sole)
Lineage: Eukaryota; Metazoa; Chordata; Actinopteri; Pleuronectiformes; Cynoglossidae
Product: nuclear distribution protein nudE-like 1-B
Exons: 3
Coding region: 692-1117 (141 amino acids)
Biological process (GO): regulation of neuron projection development; microtubule nucleation; cell migration
Cellular component (GO): kinetochore; kinesin complex; centrosome
Molecular function (GO): microtubule binding
Source: RefSeq, a predicted model, not a curated record
CACGUCUGGUGGUCAAACAGGGAAGUUUGACACUGUGCUGAUGAAGCAGCCUCUUUGGCACUGGUAUGUGUGGAACGAGUCCAACACAACAACUAAUUCAUGGGUGCCAUUGCUGUACAGAGCCACUGAGAGGUCAUUUUCCUGUCACACGGUCAGCUGAUCUGACCACAGAGCAGACCACAGUCACCUAGAGCUGACAGACAGACUUAUUGGGGCCAGUCAUGGUACCAUUUUGUCAGUUCUUUGUUUUGACAUUUACGUAUAUGGAAAUAAGGUCAUAAAUUAAAAGCCGUUUCCUGUGAAGUUUCAUCUUAACACACAUCCUCUUUCUUAGCACGGCCUCUUCCUCUUUCUUGACCCUCCAUGUUUCCAACCUUCAACCUCCUCUACAACUGAGGACACAAAAACAGUUUUGUCUUUCCUCUCAUACUUCAGAAACACCCACUGUCACAGGUCAGCUGUCUGUGUAGAGGUAAAUUUAGAAUGUUUUACUAGACAGCGCUGAGCACUGCAGCUUUUCCUGUUGGGCAGAGGUUAAAAAUGUACAUAAUUACUUCCAUGCAGGUUUAUUCCUGGGCAGUGGAGAUAAAGCUUCCAGAACAUGUCUGACAAAAGCUCAUUCAGUUAAUCACUUCUACACAAUCGUGUAGCUGAGCAUAAAUUAGGUGACUUAUAAAAAAUAAAAAAAUGAAUGAAAAAAAUAAUGAUAUUUUUUGUACCAUCCAGCUGCCAAGAUGCACAGGAGGAACUACAGGAGUUUCAGGAAGGAAGCCGUGAACUAGAGGCCGAGUUGGAGGCACAGCUGACUCAAGCCGAACACCGUCUGAGAGACCUACAAACUGAGAAUGAAAGGCUAAAGAACGAGGUGUCCAACCUCAAGGAAAAGUUGGAGCACCAGUACACACAGAGUUAUAAACAGAUUUCCGUGCUGGAGGAUGAUCUGGGUCAGACACGCAGCAUCAAGGAGCAGCUUCACAAAUAUGUGAGGGAGCUGGAGCAGGCCAACGAUGACCUGGAAAGAGCCAAGAGGGCCACAAUAGUUUCCCUUGAUGAUUUUGAGGGUCGUUUAAAUCAGGCUAUUGAGAGAAAUGCCUUCCUGGAGAGUGAGAUGAAUUAAAAUGUGCAUCUUGGUUUUAGAUCAUGGCCAAAGUAAUGGAGAUGUACCAGACCAGCGCAGUGUUCCUUCAGUGUGGAGCCGAUUCAACGUAACUAUUAAAGGUAUGAAAGAAAUGGAUUUAAGCCUUUCACAGGUAUUGACUAAAGAGUGACACCAACUGGACAAAUCCAGUAAAGACCAAAUUGACUACAGCCAGAACAAGUAGUAUUGUUAUUGUAUUUACUUUGUCUUUGCAGAAGUGAAAAAGGAAGAGAUGGACAUUGGGGUGAGGACUUUGAAGUUUGUGCUAGAUGGUGAGUUGUUUUUGGCUUUGUCCAAAUAGUGUUUUUAUUUGUUACUUGAAUUUUUUCAUGUAGUUAUUAUUGAAUGUGAAGUUCUUUAGAGUACUAAGUAGUGGCACAAAUCAAAUGAGUGGUUUGCUUAGGUAGAUUGUAGUGGUUAAUCGAUGUGUUUUGUAACAUGUACAGAGCAUUUGUAUUGAAUGUUGUCUUGAUUUCAUCUUGUUUCGGACCAAAAGAAGAGGGUUAACCAAGUUGUUCCACUCCUGAUGAUGGGACCUCCGUUGAAUCCUGUGAGCACAUGUGGUUGACAGAAGUAGUGUUGUGACUAUGUAAUCUGUCAUGUAUUGUUUUUAAAUAUGUAUUUAUGGACUUUGUGAUUUAUUGCAUGUUUUGUAAAUGUGAAAUGCUUUGCUAAUAAAAGUUGUUCUGUU